Suricata suricatta (meerkat) is the source of this 754-nucleotide messenger RNA. RefSeq names its product glycosylphosphatidylinositol anchored molecule like (gene GML). NCBI's taxonomy places the organism in Eukaryota, Metazoa, Chordata, Mammalia, Carnivora, Herpestidae. The record is from RefSeq and is a predicted model, not a curated record. The transcript is spliced from 5 exons. Bases 113 to 577 code for a protein of 154 amino acids.
AACAGUAUGUAGGACAGCGAGUGGGACUAGCCCAGGCCUUCUGGAACCUUCGAGGUCCCCCACGCGUCCAACCUUCUCCAAAUUAACUUCUGUGUCACCCGUCUGUGAGGCGAUGCUGCUGGUCUGGGCCUUGCUCCUAGCCGUCUGGGUGCCUCAGGGCACAUCCCCUGCUCGCUGGACCUAUAACCUCAAAUGCCACGACUGUUGGACCAUCAACACUUUUACUUGCCCACAAGUAAGAAAGUGCGAGUAUGAAGUCAGGCGCUGCAUGACCGUCUCUAUUCGUUUGAACCCUCGAGAACUACUCGUUUACAAGAACUGUACGAGCAACUGCACAUUUUUGUAUGAAGCUGAGGUGCCCCCGGAGGCCCCAAGAGCCUUAAGAACUAAUAGCUUCUAUUUCGUCCGCUGCUGCAGCACCAUGACCUGCAACGAGGGAGGCCCCAGUAACAUGGAGAGGGACAUCCCAGAGGACUCGACUCUGGAGGAGGAGCUGGAGGGGGCUGUGUGCCUGGGGGAGUCAGCAACGUGGCUCCUGAGCCUCGCCUCGCUCCUCGCCGGCCGCGCGCUGACGUGAGGAGCCCUCCCGAGGGUCCCAUCUCUCCCCUCAUUCCUCAGAGCAAGGUCACUCUGCUUUCCUCCCUGUGAGCCAGGCCCACUGCGUCCCAGGGCCCCAGGGUGGCCGGUUACCCAUUUGCACGUUGUCACAGGAGAGAAAUAAAGCGCAUUACUGUUUGGGUUCUGCCUACCUAGA